Fraxinus pennsylvanica is the source of this 1161-nucleotide messenger RNA. The record is from the annotation of a GenBank genome assembly. Lineage: Eukaryota; Viridiplantae; Streptophyta; Magnoliopsida; Lamiales; Oleaceae.
AUGUUUUUCUCAAGUUCCUCCUCAGAUUUCUCAAUUGAAGCUUCAGUAAUCGGGUCUAGUGAUCCUAUAGGCGAUGCCACUGGCGUAAUGGCAAUGUCCUCGCCAGUUUUAAGGAUGGAUGAAUCCGUUUUGAAAGUGGCAUUUUCUACCUCCGUGAAAACCUUAGUCGGAGCUCGAGAGGACUCCCACGGAUCCGAGGGUUCUUAUGUGAUUCAAACUCACCUGGCCGCCAUCAACCUGAAGCUGGAGUUCUCAGUAAACCAAAAAAUGGCAUCCUCAAUCACCAAAAACUUCCCAAAAUUCACUGCUGAAACUCUCAAGCUCGCCGCAAAACAAUCUCAACGCUGCCACAUCGUCCCUGUCCACCUCCGCCGCGCCAUCAAAAAGUACAUCCGAGAGCAAGAUGUUGAACAUAUGAGGAGAAAGGUGUUGAGUUUGUCGCAAUCAUUCAACGAAAUCAAGGAGGUGAAUUUACUUUUGCCGACCACGAGUUCGAAGGGGCUGGUAGAAGAUCCACUCAAAUCUAUGGAACAGUCUCAGAGGUGGAAAGUCAAAACUGCUUAUGGCGAUAUUGGCCUCAGGUAUCAGGAGGAUGAGACCAUUGCUUACUUGGCUGCGAGAAUGCCGGCUGUUUACUCUGCUCUCUAUCGUGUUCUUAGCGAGGUAAGGAGACGAGUGCCCGAUUUUACUCCAGCUAAAGUAUUGGAUUUCGGGGCAGGAACAGGAUCGGCAAUGUGGGCAAUGAUGGAGGUGUGGCCUCAGUCUUUAGAGACAAUUAAUUUGGUGGAGCCAUCACAGUCGAUGCAAAGAGCAGGACAAAGCCUUCUUAAAGGUCUAAAAAAUUUGCCACUCAUUCAAAGUUAUGGCAGCAUACAAUCGUUAUCUAAGCAUGCCAAUAAGUCUGGCAGACAACACGAUCUGGUCAUUGCUUCAUAUGUGCUUGGCGAGAUUCCAUCAUUAAAAGACAGAAUCACUCUUGUGCGCCAACUUUGGGAUCUUACAGGAGAUAUUUUGGUUCUGGUUGAACCUGGAACGCCACAAGGAUCAAAUAUCAUCUCUCAAAUGCGAUCACAUAUCUUAUGGAUGGAGAAGAGGGUCUUGUGGGGCGACACGAAUUCCGUAGGGCAUCGGGCCGGAGACGCAAGUCAUAAUCAAUUAUAG